Messenger RNA from Osmerus eperlanus (European smelt), 2320 nucleotides. RefSeq names its product histone-lysine N-methyltransferase PRDM9-like. Gene Ontology annotation, biological process: regulation of DNA-templated transcription. Lineage: Eukaryota; Metazoa; Chordata; Actinopteri; Osmeriformes; Osmeridae. Bases 130 to 2196 code for a protein of 688 amino acids. Gene Ontology annotation, molecular function: protein binding; histone methyltransferase activity. Gene Ontology annotation, cellular component: nucleus. The record is from RefSeq and is a predicted model, not a curated record. The transcript has 11 exons.
GCCAGUAGGUGGUCUCGCGGUCCAGUGGUAGUUUACUUCAGACUGAUUUCAUCCCAGGACUGGAAGACGUUAUUAGAAGAUAAACUCCAGCGGCAGAACAGACGACCAACGUCAAAUAUUUCAUCCAAGAUGAGUUCUUCAGAGGAGGACGAGUAUGCAGACUUGAAGACUCACUUCUCCAUGAUAGAGUGGUCCAGGUUGGAGGAAUGGGAGAAAGUACGCUUCAAGAAUAUAAAAAGAAACCAUCUGGCUAUGCUGGCUAUAGGUCUGACCUCCACAGCUCCAGCUUUCAUGCGUCGUGGCAGGGCCAAGGUCCUGGCCCCCCUCCCUGAACCCAGUGACUCUGAGGAAGAGGAGUGGACCCCUCGCAUGGGGAGACCCCCACCAGCCCCACGGACCUCCAGACCCCCUCCUAGGAGACCAGCUGCACCCCGGAGAGCUGCUCGCACACACACACCUGCACCACAGCCCCCCAGUGGGGAGGUGGUGGGACCCAGCAAGGGGACCCGACCCCCCCUAGAAGAGAAAUGUGAUCUGCCAACUUCAGGCUUGUCUAAGGCAGAGUGUGUGAGGAGGAGCAGGGCUGAGGAUAAUGUGUGUGUGUACCUGUCUAAGGCAGAGUGUGUGAUGAGGAGCGGGGCAGCAGAGAAAAUCCAGUUCUCCAGAGGCAGGAGCCUGAGAGAGAGACCCAGGGUCAACUACACUGAGCAGGAGGAGCCCAAAGAUGACCACUACUUCUACUGUGAGGAGUGCAAUUCGUUCUUCAUCGAGGAGUGUGAUCUCCACGGCGCCCCCCUGUUCGUCCCCGAUACCCCUGCAGCCCUGGGGCUGACGGACCGGGCCAGACUCACCCUGCCGCCCGGCCUGGAGGUCAGGAGGUCAAACAUCCCCAGGGCCGGGCUGGGGGUGUUCAACUGUGGGGGGGUGGUCGCCAAGGGAACCCACUACGGCCCCUACGAGGGAGAAGUGAAGGAGGAGGAAGAGGCCAUCGAGAGUGGAUACUCCUGGGUGAUUUACAAGAGCAGACACUGUGACGAGUACAUCGACGCCAAGACAGAGACUCACUCAAACUGGAUGAGGUAUGUGAACUGUGCCCGUAAUGUGGAGGAACAGAACCUGGUGGCGUUUCAGCACCGAGGAGCCAUCCUGUACCGCUGCUGCCGGCCGCUGGCCCUGGGGGAAGAGCUGUUGGUCUGGUACGGAGACGAGUACGCCAGAGACCUGUGCAUCUCCUUUGACUACCUCUGGGACAACAAGAGCUCCACCAGAGGACCAAGGAUAGAGUCGUCCCAGACUCAGGUGUUCUCCUGCUCCCAGUGUCCUCUGUCCUUCACCGCCCAGAUCUACCUCCACAAGCACAUCAAGAGGUGCCACCAUGACCUGUACGUCUCUCUGCUGAGGAGUGGAGAAAUCAGACCAGAGACUCUGUCCUCCUCUCAACCACGCCCCAACACCACUUCCUCCCUCCCCCCGGUCCCCACCCAGGGAAGCAUGGACACGGAAAAGGCCAGACAUCACCACUGUGACCAGUGUGGGAAGAGCUUCAGUCUGUCAAGAAACUUAAAGAGACACCAGCGUGUUCACUCAGGAGAGAGGCCGUACCACUGUGACCAGUGUGGGAAGAGCUUCAGUCUGUCAGGAAACUUAAAGAGACACCAGCGUGUUCACUCAGGAGAGAGGCCGUACCACUGUGACCAGUGUGGGAAGAGCUUCAGUCUGUCAGGACACUUAAAGACACACCAGCGUGUUCACUCAGGAGAGAAGCCGUACCACUGUGACCAGUGUGGGAAGAACUUCAGUCUGUCAGGAGACUUAAAGACACACCAGCGUGUUCACUCAGGAGAGAAGCCGUACCACUGUGACCAGUGUGGGAAGAACUUCAGUCUGUCAGGACACUUAAAGACACACCAGCGUGUUCACUCAGGAGAGAAGCCGUACCACUGUGACCAGUGUGGGAAGAGCUUCAGUCGGUCAGGACAUUUAAAGACACACCAGCGUGUUCACUCAGGAGAGAAGCCGUACCACUGUGACCAGUGUGGGAAGAGCUUCAGUCAGUCAGGAGACUUAAAGAAACACCAGCGUGUUCACUCAGGAGAGAAGCCGUACCACUGUGACCAGUGUGGGAAGAGCUUCAGUCAGUCAGAAACCUUAAAGAGACACUUUUGUUCUGGGAAGACUAGAGAUCCUGAACUCUAGAUCUCACUUAAUAAUUAAACAUAUAUGAACAUAGGAAAUGUAUGUAUUUGUAUUCAUUAUUUUAACUAUAAUAGUACAUAAGAUAUUAGAUUUAAACUGAAAAUGUAUAUUGUAUAUAAAUGUA